Messenger RNA from Astyanax mexicanus (Mexican tetra), 3131 nucleotides. RefSeq names its product cysteine rich DPF motif domain containing 1 (gene cdpf1). The transcript has 4 exons. Bases 146 to 487 code for a protein of 113 amino acids. NCBI's taxonomy places the organism in Eukaryota, Metazoa, Chordata, Actinopteri, Characiformes, Acestrorhamphidae. The record is from RefSeq and is a predicted model, not a curated record.
UAAUAGUUGCUGCUUUUCCUUUAUGCUGUGCUCCAGAAAAUCACCUAAAUCAGAAUAUCAAUCAAAUCGCCCAUCUCAGAUGAUCAGCAGGUGGCGGUAAAUUCCUACAAGACGCCAAACAUCAGCGAACCCUAGAAGAAACAAGAUGGACUCGGGUGAGGGGGCUGUGAGAGGGGUCUUCACCUGCGAGCUGUGUGAAUUAUCUAGUCCCUACACUUUCUACGGUCAGAAACCCCCAAAUACCAGAGGCAUAGUGCUUUUGGAGGAGUGCUAUGGCAUGCGUGAUCCCUUCAGUCCAGAGAAAGAGAAAUUCCUAGUGUUGGGGUCUAAAUGUUGCCUGUGUAACAAGAUUGUGUGUGUCGGCACGGAGUGCAGCCUCUUCUACACCAAACGAUUCUGCUUACCAUGUGUGAGGGAACACCUGCACCAGUUUCCGGAGCAGAUUCAGACAGAGCUGGCUAAGAAAAAACCUACUCAGAAAUCUUGAUGUUCAACACCCCUGUUUUGUUCAAAAGGACAAUUAUGACACACUGGAUUAAAAAAACACUGGCUUUUCAAUCCCUUGUUUUGAGGUGCUUACAGAAUUAAAGCUUUCUUUUUGGAUGAAGUCUAAAGAGGCAGCAGUUUUUGAGCCAAACCUGCUUGACAGAUGGACUCCAGAAGAUGAAUGACAACAGACAUGCGGCCAAGUGUGCACGACAGUGUGUUUGUGGAGGCUCUGUGGAUGUGGCUCUGACUGUGUUGUUACUUUAUGGGUUCAAGUUCAGCUUUUUGUUGUUUCAAAGAACAGCCUGCUGGAUGACGCAUGGGUCACAUCUGUUAAGAAUGUAAGUGAGAAGUGGCUUGGCUUUCCUCUGAAACACACAUCUCUCCUGCAGCUCAGAUCCUGUUUGCAUUCAAAUAACAUGUAGAGAUGCCCGUGUGAUUGAUGGCGCUGAGGAGCAUCUGAGGCACUGAGCUGAAUUGUCACUGUUGGAAAUAAACUAGAAACUUAUUUUGGUUCUGAAAAUCACAGCUCAUUUUGGGACAUCUGGUACAGUGUGAGAUCAAUAUCAGACAUCUCAUAUUAAACAUAUUAAAGUGGAUUAUCUAUGUUUAAGAAAAUGUUGAAUUUGUGUGUCUGCUGUUCUACAAGACAUAUGCUCAGUUCUUGAUGCUCUUAAUGCCAAACAAAUUAAAUUCUUAUUUAUGCAUCAGUAGUUUAGCUUCCCUCGUUAGGUUCAGGUAUUUUGGCUCAAAGUGUUUUAUUAGCAAUAAGCAAGUCAAGUGAUUUUAUUGAAGAUCCUGUAUAAAUUGCAAUUAAAUUUUCUUCAGGCCUGUGGUGCAAUACACAACUGCAGCACUUUACACAGAGCAUCAGAGUUUAAAUACACAGACAUAUCAAAAUAUAAUUACCACCACAUUACAUGUCAGUCAUUGGCAUAACAAUGGUGUCCAACAGAUCAUUAAUGCCAGAAGGACCUUUGUGGGGCAAUCUGAGGAACCUCAAUACUCUGCUUCAAUUGCUCACCUAAAUUUAGGUAUCCUCCAGCUUAAUAUCUUAAUAUUUUAAUAUGACUGUCCACAAUAAAGAUAUAGGAUACUUAUACAGUGAAAAACUAAACAGGACAACCAGACAAUAUGCAGAUGUACACAGUAUAUGCAAACGUUUGCCCUCAGUUACAAUGAAUAGAUAAUGCAUAAAUCUAACAAUUAAUUUUCUGUUUUAAGAAAGAUUACUUUCAUUUCAAUAUUUAACAGUUUUGAUCCAGAAAUGUCAAUGCAUGGUCAGAACCCCUUUUGCACGUAUUCUAGCUUGUAAAUACUUGUUUUUGAGUUCUUAAGUUAUUAGAGAUUUGAGCUAAUGCCCCGCCAAUCUUUAAAUAUGCCUAAAAUGUGAAAAAAUAUUUGUUUGUCUUUUGAAAAUCCGUUCAUUGAAACAGAAACAGGCUUUUUGAUGAGGGGUACCCAAACUUUUGCAUGCUACUUUAUGUGGAUUAGGACAAAGUAGCAUUUAAGUGGAAGCAUGUCAGUCAUAGCAGCAUUUAAGGAUUUAAAGCACAGAGUCAGUGAUGUUUAAGUGCAUUUAUGACAGCACAUAAACCAUGUUCAUUCUUAAAACACUGUAAAAAAAAGUAGUUACAUAAAAUUACAUUAGACAUUGUGUGAAAAUGUGUAAACACUGAAACAAUAUAGAGUAAUGACUCUUUUUUUUAUGUUUGAAGACAUCUCCAGCGGUGUAGAAUGGAUGGAAUCCUUAAACAAAGCUAGAAAAGGGUUCAUAACAACGUUUUUAGCUUUAAAAAAAAUCAAUAACAAGGAGUGAGUGUUGUAUAUCCAGCCCUAGCCACUAGAUGUCAGUGAAAGUAUUUGUGUUGACGGUUUCCAGAUCAAAAUGUUUCUGGAGUGAGGUGAAGAGAGCAAAAUCAUGAAUUAUAUUAUUUACAAAAAAGAAAAUAAAUUUAAUACAAAUCAAGAAAGCUUUGAUUAAUAUUUAUAUAUAACUUAGAUAGGAUGAAUUUAAUAAGUUUGCUGUUGCUAGUUCACUUUGAAAAAAGACAGUCAGUCACUUAACCCUUUCAGACACAUUCCUUUCAAAAUGUCAGAUUUAGUCAUUAAAUUAUAACAAAUCAUUAAAUUAAAACAGAUUUGGGGUUCAAAUCUGUUUUAGAGAAAUGCCUGUCGAGAAAUGCCUGUGUAUAGCGUGUCUAUUAGUAGUGGCUCAGUUUGUGAAUUACAUUCCUGGCUGUAGGGGAAACUUAAUGCUGCUUUAAUAUUUGUGUUGUAGUUUAUUUUUAAAAUAUAUGUUUAGUGUUUUUAAUGUCCUCUAGGCCUAAUUGUACUAUGAUUGGCUCAUUUUUUACCUUUGCCCAUGCUCUUGCACUUGCUCAAAAUAUUUAAAGAAGUUAAAGGCCCAGUCACCAACUUGGCUUUAAAGACGGUUGCCUAUAAACAACCACAGCUUUACCAGUUUUACAAGUAAUGUCGCUUGUGUUAACCAUUAGAGUCGUUACAUGUCUUGUUCAUUAAGUCACAUACUGGCUUAUUCCUACACCAACCAUCAGGUUUCGCAACAGCAGUUACCCAUUAUUGAUAUGCAUUAUUAGAUUUCAUAAUUGCCUCGUUUGUCAUUAAACUGAUUCUCAACUGUU